Molecule: messenger RNA, 1653 nt
Organism: Tetrahymena thermophila SB210
Lineage: Eukaryota; Ciliophora; Oligohymenophorea; Hymenostomatida; Tetrahymenidae
Exons: 2
Source: RefSeq, a predicted model, not a curated record
AUCAAAUUAAGAUAUUUAUUUAUAUUUUUAAAUUGCAUAAAAAGAAUUUAGGAUAGCAUUAAAGAAGACGAUCAAAAAUAUUAAAUGGAUUAGAAUAAAAGCAUUAUCAAAAAACCUAGCUCAAAUAUUUCAAGUAAUGAUAGCUAAUUAAGAUAAUCAAAUGGAUUUUCUUAGUCAGGGUCUAUUAAUACUCAAAAAAUGAGAAUAUCAGGAUAAGGUUUUCGUCCAUCUUCAAGAGAUAGAAACUCUGGAAGUAGCACAAAUUUAGGAGAAAGCAAAUUUUUUAAUGAAGACAAUUUAUAUUCUUUAAAUUUAUUCCCUAUGGGAUAAGAUGAAUUUGCAUUUGCUAGCACAAUCAAAGCAGAUUUGCUUUAGGUUUAGGAAGAGUUAAAUGAAUUAGAUCCUGAUAAUAAAUUGAGAUCAAGUGGCAAUAUCGAAUUUGGAAAAGGUUAUCAAACUACUCUCAAAAAAUGGUUAGGUUAAUUCAGUGAUAGUAAUAUCAAAUAAAGUUUUGAUAAAAGAGUGAAAGCAGAUCUAGAUGUUAACAAAAUUACUGAAGCUUUAGGUUAAAAAGGAAAUACAGAAGAGGCUCUUAAAAAGUUAUAUAAGCUUUGUUUAAUAUUUGAAAUAGUAGCUAAUAAGCUUACUGAAUUUGAAAUGGUUUCUUUAAUGAGAUAUGAUGAUACUUAUUCAAAUUUGGUAAAAGAUGAACCUUAAGCAAAUCAACUUUCUAAACUUAAAAUGAUAGCAGGACAAGGUUAGUAUUAAUUUUCUAAAUUCUCAAUUUGCUUUGCGAAUAUGGAACGUUUUGCUUCACUUAUUCGUGCAUCUAAGAAAAUAGCUUCUAAAUAAACAGGAACUUUUAUGACUGACAACUAAAAUGAUAAGCUUACAAUAUUAGAAUCAAGCAUAAAAGAACUAAAGGAAACUAUCCGUAAGAGAGAUUUUCGUAUUAAGGAGCUAAAUGAGAAAAUAGUUGAUUUAGAAACAAAAAUUGAAUAGUAGCAAAAAGAACUGAUUUAAGCAACCCAACAAGCUUAAAGUGAUAAAAGUGUUUAAAAAAUUAUAGGAAAGACACCUGAUAGCUUUAAAGAAAAUCCAAGCUAUUGGACUGGCUUGAUCGACGAAACUAAAGUUUUUUAUGAAUAACGUAUACGCGAGCACGAGCUAGAAAAUAUUUCUCUCAAAGAAAAACUUGAAGACACAAAAAUAAAAAUGGAAAAUAUUUAAGAACAGUAUUUCGAUUUACAAGAAAAAGUCAAUACAUUAAAAUAAGAAAAAGAAAUAUUAUUCUAAAACUUUAGCAAAAGAUAUGCUAGUUAAGAAGAAGCCUUGAAUACUUAUGAAGAUGCUUUGAAAGAAGAGUUUGAAAGAAUGAAAAAGGCUUAUGAAAAGAGAAUUGACACUAUCAUGUGGGAUAAUGAUAGGCUUAAAAAAGAAAAGGCUAGAAGUCUUAUUGAUAUGAAGCACAAAAUGGAUAAAGAAAUUGAAACAAAGAAUUUAUUGCUUAAGAAAUUAAGUUGUUACAUAAAAUGAAUUAUAGUAUUUUUACUAUUUAAUUUGUAAUAAAUUUAUCACAGGAUUACUUAUAGUACAUUAAUCUUAAAAAUAUUUUUUAUCAAAUUAAAAAAAUUCAACAAAAUUAGAAUAGGC